This is a messenger RNA of Pelmatolapia mariae (spotted tilapia), 987 nucleotides long. RefSeq names its product macrophage mannose receptor 1-like. Lineage: Eukaryota; Metazoa; Chordata; Actinopteri; Cichliformes; Cichlidae. Bases 1 to 987 code for a protein of 328 amino acids. The transcript is spliced from 4 exons. The record is from RefSeq and is a predicted model, not a curated record.
AUGCAGUGGAGUCUGUUUCUGCUUCUUCUGAUGGGUCAGUGUGUCUUCAUCACAUGUCACCUGUAUGAGUACCACUUUAUUCAAGAACAGAUGAGCUGGGAUGAAGCACGGGCAUACUGCAGAGAGAAAUACACAGACCUGGCCAAAGUGUUUGACCUGACAGACAUGAGAAGACUUCAAGACUCUGCACAGAGUCAAACAGAAGCCUGGAUUGGACUGUACAGCGAGCCAGGAGGAGACAACAGGAGGUGGCACUGGUCUCGGCCGGGGGAGGAAUACACUGAAAAUGAGACCUGUUGGGGAGGCGGAGAGCCAAAUAAUUCUGAAUACCCUGAAAACUGUGUGAUAACAAGAAACAAGUGGGCAGAUUAUCCAUGUAGUGACACAUUUCAGUUCAUCUGCUAUGAUGAAAAAAAGAAAGACAAUAAAACCUUUCAUUUGAUUAAGACGUCUGUGAACUGGACUCAGGCUCAGAGUCACUGCAGACAGCAUCACACUGACCUGGCCAGUGGACUCGAUCAGAUAUACAGUGAAGAGUUUAAGAAUCUGCAGAACUCUACAGCUUUGUGGAUCGGCCUGUUCAGAGACAGCUGGAGGUGGUCAGAUGGGAGUAACUUCUCUUUCAGAUACUGGGACACAGAUAACGUGAUCCUGAUCCAAGCAAACAAAACCUGGGAGGAAGCCCUUUAUUACUGCAGAGAGAAACACCAUGACUUGGCUUCCAUCACCAACCUGCAUGAGCAGCAGUGGUUUCAGGAAAAGGCCAAAAACGCCUCCACUCCUUUUGUCUGGCUGGGGCUGCGCUACACCUGCACUCUGGGCUUCUGGUUCUGGGUCACUGAUGAGGUCGCUGAGUAUAGUAACUGGGACUCUAAGAGGAAAGAUGAUGUCUGUGGCGUGUCUGGAGCCAUGGACACAGCAGGAGAGCAGAAGUGGGUCAGUCAGCCUGAUAAUAAUAAGUUUAAUUUCUUCUGUUCAAAACAUUAA